This is a messenger RNA of Canis lupus familiaris (dog), 1514 nucleotides long. RefSeq names its product methionine sulfoxide reductase A (gene MSRA). The transcript has 6 exons. Gene Ontology annotation, cellular component: cytoplasm. NCBI's taxonomy places the organism in Eukaryota, Metazoa, Chordata, Mammalia, Carnivora, Canidae. The record is from RefSeq and is a predicted model, not a curated record. Gene Ontology annotation, molecular function: peptide-methionine (S)-S-oxide reductase activity. Gene Ontology annotation, biological process: cellular response to oxidative stress. The coding region runs from base 202 to 903 and encodes 233 amino acids.
CACGCCCUCCGUUCCUGCCGCUCGGGCCCGAGCCUUAGGUCUCUAUUCCGGGGCAGCAGCUGCCGCGGCCCGCAGCGCACUCGGCCUCCGCGGACCCGCAGCCGCAGCGCCGCCCAGUGCACGCCGGUCCCGCCGCCGGGCGCCCGCUCAGCCCUCGACCCCGCCGUGCGGCUCGGCGGACCCUCGGCCGGCGGCCCGCCCAUGCUCUCAGCCACCCGGAAGGCGAGCCAGCUCUUCCACAGGCUCUUUCCGGGCCCGAGAAUGGGCGACUCCGCCUCUAAGCUCGUCAGCCCCCAGGAGGCCCUGCCGGGCCGGAAGGAGCCGAUCCCCGUGGCGGCCAAACAUCAUGUCAAUGGCAAUAGAACAGUUGAACCUUUCCCAGAGGGAACACAGAUGGCUGUAUUUGGAAUGGGCUGUUUCUGGGGAGCUGAGCGGAAAUUCUGGACCAAGAAAGGAGUAUAUUCAACUCAAGUUGGUUAUGCAGGAGGCUAUACUUCCAAUCCUACUUAUAAGGAAGUCUGUUCAGGAAACACUGGCCACGCAGAAGUAGUCCGAGUGGUGUACCAGCCAGAACACAUCAGCUUUGAGGAACUGCUCAAGGUCUUCUGGGAGAAUCAUGACCCGACCCAAGGCAUGCGCCAAGGCAAUGACUAUGGCACUCAGUACCGCUCAGCCAUCUAUCCAACCUCUACCGAGCACAUGGAGGUCGCCCUGAGGUCCAAAGAAGACUACCAGAAGGUUCUUUCAGAGCACGGCUAUGGCCUGAUCACGACCGACAUCCGGGAGGGACAAGCUUUCUACUACGCAGAGGAUUACCACCAGCAGUACCUGAGCAAGAACCCCGACGGAUACUGUGGCCUCGGUGGCACCGGAGUGUCCUGUCCGCUGGGUAUUAAAAAGUAAUGUCUCCCCAUGUGGUCAGCCCUUGAAGUCACAACAAAAAUGCUUUCAACAAAUUGGGCAAUGAUUUUGUGGUUCAGGUCACUGGCUUUUUGGAAGUGCACAAAGUGCAAAGGCAUUCAUGAAAAUCUGGUUUAAUGAGCUAUAAUUACAUGAAGUGCAAUGGCGAGUUGAUAACCUGGAGUUUAUCUUCUAAUAAGUUAUGCUGGGAGUCGAGCUGUGACAUUGUUUGGAUCGCUUAGGGUCUGAAUGAGGAUAAUGGAUAUGCUGUGCUCCCCCUUCGUGGGCCUGAGUACCUGCCGUGGAAGCUAGGGAAGGGGGCUGGGAGACUGUUGGAGAGGGUGAGGCAUGGUGGACAUCCUAACUGUGCCCUGUCCUGCCUCGCAUGCCUUCCUGCCCUCCAGUGCCUUAAAGUAUGCAGACAUUUAGAGCCUCAAUGAAUCAUUCACUGUAACACUUUGCUCUACUGAUCCUCUGUGUGCAAGGGGCUUUCUCUCCUUUUUGGCCCUCCUGUGGCAGAGAAAAGAUGAGUUAGCUUGAUGAAUUCUAAUGCUUUGCUUACAGCUUUGAGAAAUGCUUGUUCUAAUAAAAAAAAAAUCUGCAGUCUAAUACAA